UACAAAUGUUCUGACUGCUAUAACUUUUGAAUCAGUUUAUAAAUAUAUGUGCAUAUGCAUUUAUCCUUUUAAACCUUAACGAACCAAAGCGUUUACAUUUUAGAUAUUUAUUUUUUACGCCAUAUUAUUCAGCGCUAACUGAACGCAGUAUGUUUUCAUACGAGAUGUACGUGAGUUUCCUCGCUCUGUCAUGCCUCGCUGGGAUACCCCGGUCCACGGCCGCGGCGUGCGAGCCUGUCCGCAUCCCUAUGUGCAAGUCGAUGCCGUGGAACAUGACGAAGAUGCCGAACCAUCUUCACCACAGCACGCAGGCGAACGCGGUGCUGGCCAUCGAGCAGUUCGAGGGUCUGCUGGGUACCCAGUGCAGCCCGGACCUGCUGUUCUUCCUCUGCGCGAUGUACGCACCGAUCUGCACUAUAGAUUUCCAGCAUGACCCGAUAAAGCCCUGCAAGUCGGUGUGCGAGCGGGCGAAGUGCGGCUGCGAGCCCGUUAUGAAGAAAUACAACCACACAUGGCCGGAAAGUCUCGCCUGCGAAGAGCUGCCUGUGUAUGACAGAGGGGUCUGCAUCUCCCCGGAGGCUAUAGUCAAAGCUGAAGGACCUGAUCCAUACAAUCAAGACUUCUCGAAAUGCCCACCAGAGUCAACACCAGACUUUCCAAUGGAUUCCCACAAUGUUAACUGCAAAGGCUCAAACAGUGAACGAUGCAAGUGUAAGACAGUUAGACUUGCUCAGAGGACAUAUUUAAGGAAUAACUACAAUUACGUAAUUCGAGCACGAGUUAAAGAAAUUAGAAGCCGGAAUCACGACCUGAGUGCGGUGGUUGAAGUCAAGGACGUCCUGAAAUCGUCCCUGGUCAACAUCCCCCGUGACACCUUGACGCUCUAUUACAAUUCGGGGUGUCUGUGCCCUCCCCUCUCUGCCAACGAAGAGUACAUCAUCAUGGGCUACGAGAAUGAGGAGCGGUCCAGGUUGCUGCUCAUUGAGGGAUCCAUUGCUCAAAAGUGGAAGGACCGUGUGGGAAGGAAAGUUAAGCGUUGGGACCAGGCAAUGCGCGAACAAAGCCGGGGAGGUGCGGGGAAGAGCAGCGGGAGGAGGAGCCGUCACUGAGGCGGAGACGCGUGCAGCCGCGGGAGGGCGGAGCUAGCGAGACGUGGAGCCAAGAAUAACCAAGUGAAAAAUUGCACUAUUGCACGUUCUUUUUUGUAACGACACGUUAACUGAAGUUUAGUCGAAUGUAGGCUGUUUUUGUUUUUGUUUUUGAUUUAUCAUUAGUUGUAAGUAUUGGUUUGCUUCUCUUUGCUUCCCUUGCCAUGAGAGUAGCAUUUAUUUAACAGCACUGUGUUGGAUGUCAGAAGCCCUUGGCUUUGGACUUGGUUGAGGGAUGGACUUUUUCUGUGAGCGAGUGCAACGAAAGUUAUCCGAAGAACAAGAGCGGGACAUUUGUUUGACGGCCACAUGCUGGCUGAAGUGGACGUUUUUGUGACACCAAAGUGCUCAGAUACGCCGCAGUGUUCAGCUUAAUCCUUCUAACACAAAGAUAAACAGAACUCAAACAAGCAGCCUGGUUGUGGCUAUCAUUUGCACAGCCCCAAAGGAGACUGAACACUCUUCAGAGGAGCCCUGAGGAUUGAAAAGAACCUCAUAUUUUUUUUGGCAAGAGUCUGACAGGCGUGUCUGGAUGAUCCAAGAGUUGGAAAAAAAUGGUAUCGGGGCAAAACAAUGUGACAUGCCUAUUGAAAAAUGUCCACUUUAAAGGAGCUUUAUACACAAUGUUUUUGAAUACCUGUUAUCUGUUAGUUUUAAACAUGUCAUUGGUUUCCUUUUUCCUCCAUUUGCAUUCCUUGGAACUUACAUAACAUGACAUAUUAACUGUCUGGCAACUGUCUUUGGUCAGCUUGUUUUUUUUUUUUUCUCUACUGAACUUUCCAUUCCUCUUUUUUUUCAUUUGAGCUGCCCUGGUUCCCAGCCACUCCAAAGAUGCAUGUAGAAAACCGGGUGGAUGUGGAUCCUGUUUGUAAACCAGAUCAGCUUCAUCCUCUCGUCACAUCUUGUGUCUCAGCCAAAGCGUGCAAAACCAAGACUCAAAAAAUACACCAGAUCCAGAAAAAAAAGGGAUCAGCACUCACACAGUGUGCUCCAGUUAACAUGAGGAAGCAUAACGCAUAGGAGACACAUUAGAAAUAAUUACAUUCUGAGUAUAUUGUUGCACAGUGCUGCAAUGCAAACACGACCAAUCAAAGGAGAGCUUUACUCAUGAAUCAUAAUCUCAUAUGUUGUUCCUUAUCUUUAAAAGGAAUAUAUUGAGUUACUACCAAUGUAAUCAAUAGUUACCAAUGGUUAAUCUGUAUAGGAGUUAUUGCAAAUUAGGACAAAUAGUAAUAAAAUACUCCCACCCUUCCUGUUUCAAACCUGACAUUUGAAACCAAAGCACAUUCCCAGCAUGUUCAAAGGAACUGAGAGAAAAAAAAAAGAUGCACAGCUUGACUGAACUUUACAUGAUCCAUUUGACUUCUGUGCUCAAGUGACAUACUGUUGAUAUUUUUGGUUUAGAUUCUGGAUUACUGGGUUGCAUUAACACUGCGAGUAUCAAAUGGUGAUUUUUCAGUGACACCCACCCGUGUGAAAUCGUGACCCAGUCAGCUAUGAACCCCUGGGGGUCUGCAGCGGACAAACACAGCACACCCAUCAAACGCGGCGGGAUUAGCGGCCCCAGCGCUGCUUCCUGUGGAGUUGCUUAGCUCUGCACUGGACACAGUCCCAGCGCUAUGAAUGCACUGUUCCACGGAAGGGGAGCCAGUACAGACUGUGAAAGCGCUUGGGUUUGAUGUGAGCUGAUACCCUGUGUUGACAGAGGGCCUCCUUCUACGAACAGGGAAAACUUGUGCAGUGAGGUAGUUCGGGAGAGCAUUGUCGCCGUAGUCUAAGGCUUCUCGUUGUCCUUAUAAACAAUGACAAAAUUUUCAGUCUUCGAUGACACCGGCUUUGUGACCUUCUCAGGCACAUCGGAUGGAGUGGCACUGGGCUGGAUGAGGGUAUUUCUUCAGUGGGACUCAUUUGAGGAAGGCUGCUGAAAUGGUAUCGAUAAGCUGUGUUGUCCGCUAAUCCAACUCAAAGCCAAGAAGUCAAUACGGGAAAUGCUGUCCUUAGGAUGAGGCCGAGGCUGAUCUUUCUUGACAAGUGCGCUACACUUGCAUGCGUGUCUGCUGUGCAAAGCUUCAUCGAGAUAUUCACAAGUUCGCAACACCAUUAAGUCAACAGGACACGCCUUUGGCGUAAUAAAGUGACCCUUCGGACAACGGUGAGAAUGUUGCCUCACCUGGUGCCACCAAAAUCACAUCUGUGUAACAAUAUUACAGAGUCUGCUAAAUAAAAAUUGUAGUAAUUGUAAAUUAUAGUGGCUCAGAACAAGCUGUUAUGCUAUGCAAAUACAUCACAUUAAAAAAUUCAAUGUA
Molecule: messenger RNA, 3454 nt
Organism: Megalops cyprinoides (Indo-Pacific tarpon)
Lineage: Eukaryota; Metazoa; Chordata; Actinopteri; Elopiformes; Megalopidae
Product: secreted frizzled-related protein 3-like
Exons: 7
Coding region: 150-1109 (319 amino acids)
Biological process (GO): non-canonical Wnt signaling pathway; canonical Wnt signaling pathway
Cellular component (GO): cytoplasm
Molecular function (GO): Wnt-protein binding
Source: RefSeq, a predicted model, not a curated record